Molecule: messenger RNA, 656 nt
Organism: Jatropha curcas
Lineage: Eukaryota; Viridiplantae; Streptophyta; Magnoliopsida; Malpighiales; Euphorbiaceae
Product: major pollen allergen Aln g 1
Biological process (GO): defense response; abscisic acid-activated signaling pathway
Cellular component (GO): cytoplasm; nucleus
Molecular function (GO): signaling receptor activity; protein phosphatase inhibitor activity; abscisic acid binding
Source: RefSeq, a predicted model, not a curated record
UCAGCAUUGAGCUUCGACAUCUCAUUACACACAACAAAUUUCUUUCUUUUAGUUUCCAAACACCAAACAUUAAGAUGGCCGUUACUGUCUUUGAACGCAAGAUUGCUUCUGCAAUCCCUGCAGCCAAGAUGUUUAAGGGUCUCGUUGUCGAUGACGACAAUCUUGUUGCUAAAGUCUUUCCAGGGGUCGUUAAGAGCAUGGAGACUGUUCAAGGAAAUGGAGGGAUUGGAACUAUUAAGAAGACUACACUCCACGAAGGUAGCGAAUUGAAGUGGUACAAACAUAAAGUAGACAAAUAUGAUCCACAGAACUAUGUAUACGAAUACAGUAUAUACGAAGGAGAACCAUGGAUUGAUGGAGUAGAGAAAAUCACAUUAGGAAUAGAAAUAGAGGGUUCAGGUGAUGGAGGAUCUGUUGUCCAUGUUAGUUUCAAAACCUAUCCAAAGGGUAAUUAUGCUGCGCUCCUUCAAGGACGCAUUGACUCUGACAAACAAAAGAUCGCAGGAAUGGUUCAGGCUGUUGAACAGUACCUGUUGGCAAAUGCUAAUGCCUACUAAUUCCAUGUAAUUUCCAAAUUUGAAGCAUGUGGGCUAUGGUUGUAUCUUAUGCUUUUUCUGUUUCUUUUUUUUUUUUUUUUUUUUUUUUUUCUUUUCAAC